This is a messenger RNA of Nannospalax galili (Upper Galilee mountains blind mole rat), 1301 nucleotides long. Its product is annotated as glutathione S-transferase Mu 7. Gene Ontology annotation, biological process: glutathione metabolic process. The record is from RefSeq and is a predicted model, not a curated record. The transcript has 8 exons. Gene Ontology annotation, molecular function: glutathione transferase activity. The coding region runs from base 98 to 754 and encodes 218 amino acids. Lineage: Eukaryota; Metazoa; Chordata; Mammalia; Rodentia; Spalacidae.
UAAAGCGAGGCCCCGCCCCGCCGCUCGCUGGCUGUUCUUGGGCAGGGGAGACUAGGCUGACACAGCGCCUGUCUGCUCAGUCCAUAGCACCAGCACCAUGCCCAUGAUACUGGGUUACUGGGACAUCCGCGGGCUGGCUCAUGGCAUCCGCCUACUCCUGGAAUACACAGACUCAAGCUAUGAGGAGAAGAGAUACAUCAUGGGGGACGCUCCCGAUUAUGACCAAAGCCAGUGGCUGAAUGAGAAAUUCAAGCUGGGCCUGGACUUUCCCAAUCUGCCCUACUUAAUUGAUGGACCACACAAGAUCACCCAGAGCAACGCCAUCCUUCGUUACAUUGCCCGAAAGCACAACAUGUGUGGGGAGACAGAAGAUGAGAAGAUCCGUGUGGACAUUUUGGAGAACCAACUUAUGGACACCCGCAUGGUGCUGGCCAGACUUUGCUACAACCCUGACUUUGAGAAGCUAAAGCCGGAGUACUUGGAGCAACUUCCUGGAAUGAUAAAGCUCUACUCUGAGUUCCUGGGGAUGCAGCCAUGGUUUGCAGGGGACAAGAUCACCUUUGUGGAUUUCAUCGCUUACGAUGUACUUGAAAGGAACCAAGUGUUUGAACCCAAGUGCCUGGAUGAGUUCCCUAAUCUGAAGGGCUUCAUAGCUCGAUUUGAGGGCCUGCAGAAGAUCUCUGCCUACAUGAAGACCAGUCGCUUCCUCCCAACACCGUUGUUCACAAAGAUGGCCACUUGGGGCAACAAGUAGUGCUUUGACAGAGCAGGAGGUAGGAGUUGGAAGCCCAUUCCCCUUGGGCUGUCAGGAGCCCCAGGGAGCAGCUGGAACCCUGCAGCCCAGAUCUACUUUACUCUUUUUCCUUCUUUCAUCCCUUUCCAGACCCCAGGCCUCGUCAACUCUCUUUUUCUCAUCUGAUCCAUGUCCCCUUCAGGUUCUUUAAAGCCUUAGCAACUCCUUUUCCUUGAGAAAAGUAGCCUUCUAAAGCUUAAAUGUCCCCAUAGGCUCAGUGUUUGAACACUUGGUUCAGCUGAUGGGUAUUUUGGGUAGUUAUGGACUCUGUGGGAGGGAGGGUCUCUGUGGAGAAAGUUGGGUUCUAGGCACAGACUUUGAUGGCUCUAGCCAAGCCCCCCACCCUCCAGCUUUCUGCUUUCUGAUUCAAUAAGACUUGAGCAAACUGUGCUGUAUGCAAGAUCCUAUCAAUCACUACAGCUGUGAAUCACUCCUACUACCAUGCCUUCCCUGCCAGGAUGGAUGGUAUCCCCUAAACCAUGAACCAGAAUAAAUCAUUCUUCUUUUA